Triticum turgidum subsp. durum (durum wheat) is the source of this 2361-nucleotide messenger RNA. Lineage: Eukaryota; Viridiplantae; Streptophyta; Magnoliopsida; Poales; Poaceae. The record is from the annotation of a GenBank genome assembly.
AUGGAGGGAUCCUUCCCCGCCUCUUCCUUACACCCCCCCGCCGUAGCACCCGCCACCACCCGCUGUGCCCCAUGGGUUCUUCUUGACAGUAGGGCCUACUUUGCCGUCUGCAAGAACGCCACCACCGCUGAAGCCACCACCAGCACCGGUCACAUGGUCAAGGUCAGUUUCUGCCUCUCAGAUCCGCCGGCAAUCUCACACUUUUGCGUCUUUGGCCCCGAGUUGAAGCACGAAGAUUUCAUGAUGGAACCCCUGGUUCUCUUCUCGGCGAAGGACCUCGUACUCCUCCGCCUCGCCUUCACCGUCGGUCCACGAAGCACCCAUAAGGAUUCUCGUCUCGCCGAGUACUUUCUCUACAAGGCUGGUCGUGGCAAGCCGUCGCUCGAACCGAUCCCGGUUACUCCACCAGGCACCAGGAACUCGUUCCACAUCUGCGUCCUGCCGUCCGACGACGACGAUGGGGAAUUUGUCAUCGCGGAUCUCUGCAUGACAAAUCCCCGUUCGGACUACGAGCUUCAUGUCUUCUCUUCCAAGACUGGCAAGUGGACCACCAAGCAGUUGCGGUUACAGGCAUCUCCCGUAGUAAAGAAAGAAGACCUGCCUGGCCCAUCACUCGACAAGGUGAUUGCGCUUGGAGGAGGUGCUGUAGGCUGGAUCGACCUCUGGCGGGGUAUCAUCAGCUGCAACGUGUUUGACAAGAACCCCGUUCUAAGUUUCACCCCAGUGCCCAUGCUUGAAGAAAACGAGCGACAUGAAGGUAACCCACGCCUGUUCAGGGACAUCACCUGCUCCAAUGGUGUCAUCAAGUUUGUAGAGUUGGAUCUUCGUUUCAAAAAGGUUGCUGUUCACAACAUCAAGACUCGCAAGACGACAAAGGAUCUUGACAGCGUAGAUAUCAUCCAUGAUUCAGAGCUGCUCUUCCACAAAGAUGAUUCAUGUACCGACCCUGUGGAAUAUACUCUUGUUGAUGAUGGUUGGAAGCUCCGGACAUGUUAUAGGCAUACUUCCUGGGACUAUUGGCGCAAGGGGCACACUGUUGAUAUUGAUGACAUCUUGGCUGACAAUACUGAUCACUCUAUGUUGCUCCCACAACUGUGGGAUGCUAAAGCUGGGAAAUCAACAUUGAGAAAUCUGUAUUCGGCUUACCCAACCCUGGGCAUUGACGGUGGCAACAUUGUUUACCUGAUGUCUAAGGUUGUUUAUAAUGAUGAGAAUGCAUGGAUGAUUGGUGUUGACCUUGAAAAGAAGGCAGUGGAAGUACUCGUACCAGUCUCUUCUGAGAGAGUCUGUUUAUUCAAGCCAGACUUCCUCCCCUGUACAUUCUCCAAAUAUCUUGAUGCAACUCCAAGGUCAUGUGCAGAGGAAGUCAUCCCUACUGCAAAUGUGGUUCAGAAAUCUCUACUUAAUGAUCAUGUUUCAUCAGGCAAUUUUUCUCUAAAUAAGCUGGAUACACGGCAGUGCUAUGGGGGUUCGACUGAAUAUGCUGGUCCAUACGCAGGCUACCGCAACUAUCAGCAGCAUUUAACCGCAGGUACCCAACCGCUGUUGCAAGUGCUGAAUACUGACCCGUUUGGCCAACUAUGGCUGUCCUUGCGGCUGGAUGACCACCUGCUAUCACAGCUAACAGGUCGUGGUCCGGCGCCUCCGCCAUUCACUCCAUUCCCCACUGAGGAGUACAUAUCUGAUGAAAACCAUAUUUUGGUCUUCAAGAAGUUGGUAAAGUCAAAACUCAUUUGUUUAUUUUUUCUAUGCUAUUCCGGAAUGCACAUAUUGACUGGCUCCUAUGCGGAUGUGCUUUUUGCACUUACAGAUGGUAUAUCUUCUCUUUGUGCAGUAACUAUGGAAUGCCAGAGCGGAGUGAGCAAGGCUCCACCUUUGGCUAUUUGUGACGCCCAGUCUGAUGCAGAAUCUGCCGUCCACACUAGACCAAGUGCCGAAAUUGUAUUUACCACACCACAAAAAUUGUAUAGUGCACCUUUCUGUGUUGACAUUCAUCCUCCAAAUGAUAUUCGAUUGAGGGGUAGGAUCAAAAGACUUAAAGGAUACAUGGAUAAGGGUGGAAAGCAAAGCAAGAAAGAUAAGAAUGCGAACAAGAAUGAUAGCCGCACUUGUCCUAAAAAAGUGCAAAUUGUUGUUAAGUUCGUUUUCAUAUAUAAGUAUAAAAAGUUCAACUCUUAUGUUUCAGGUUUGCUGGUGGCAGUAAAGACUUAUGAAGGUUUCAUAAACAAGGACUUCUGCAGGAUGUUUGGAGUCGUAGUGGUGCACUGUGCAAACCAUCUCUUACUAAGCUCCCUAUCAAAGGCUGUGGAAUCGCUUCCUCGCGACGAUUUUGACUGGGUCAUCCGCCCAGUCGGGCCAUAG